This is a messenger RNA of Anarrhichthys ocellatus (wolf-eel), 2088 nucleotides long. RefSeq names its product ADP-ribosylation factor 1 (gene arf1). Gene Ontology annotation, molecular function: GTPase activity; GTP binding. Bases 141 to 683 code for a protein of 180 amino acids. The transcript is spliced from 5 exons. The record is from RefSeq and is a predicted model, not a curated record. Lineage: Eukaryota; Metazoa; Chordata; Actinopteri; Perciformes; Anarhichadidae.
CGGAAGUUUUGCUGGAACGGAACCUCUGACGUGUCAAAUUGUCGCCAUUUUCUUGAGGAAGGAAACGCCUUUAACAAGGGAGGAAACAUCAACUGUGUUUGUUUUUUUUAGCUGAAGUAGGUCCCCCAUCAUCAGCCGCCAUGGGGAAUAUGUUUACGCAGGUCUUUAGUAGUUUGUUUGGGAAGAAGGAGAUGAGGAUCCUUAUGGUGGGUCUGGAUGCUGCUGGAAAGACAACUAUUUUGUACAAGUUGAAACUUGGAGAGAUUGUGACUACCAUUCCCACAAUAGGUUUUAAUGUGGAGACUGUAGAAUACAAGAACAUCAGUUUCACAGUAUGGGAUGUUGGUGGUCAAGACAAAAUUCGCCCGCUGUGGCGUCACUACUUCCAGAACACACAGGGUCUCAUAUUUGUUGUGGACAGCAACGACAGAGAGCGAGUUCAGGAGGCUCGUGAAGAGCUCGCACGGAUGUUGGGAGAGGACGAGUUGCGUGAUGCUGUGCUAUUAGUGUUUGCCAACAAACAAGAUCUUCCAAAUGCUAUGAAUGCAGCAGAACUCACAGACAAGUUGGGUCUUCACAACCUACGCCACAGAAACUGGUACAUCCAGGCGACCUGUGCCACCACCGGGGAUGGCCUAUACGAAGGACUCGAUUGGUUGUCUAAUCAGCUCAAAAAACAAUAAUCACCGGCCAUCCACCCAAUCUCAGACCAUGCUCUCGACUCCUAAAGUUUUGCAAAACUAAGUUACCCUCUCCAAAAAGAAGUACUGGAAGUUUCCCUUACCUCAGCGGUUAUUGUUAUAAACAUACAGGCCAGUGGUGGGGAUGAUCUAUUCUUGUAAAGCUGUCAGGUUUUAUUAUUUUAUUUUAUGUAACUGUAAAUAUAUUUGGUAAUGGGGCAGCUUAUUGCACUCUACAGAUCCUGUCGUGGUUAUUUCUCUUUCGGGCUGAUGGGCAGCCGUGUGCGCAUUGAAUAAUAAAAGGGAGGUGAGGAAUAAGAAUUUACCAGCGCGAUGGCCCAGGACCUCAAUGCAAUCUGAUGACUUAUUAUCUGGUCACACGUACAGUAGCGGCUGAUGGGCUUUUAAUUAAAAAAAACUGACUUAAACACUGAUGCACUACUUGCAGCCACUGUGGUUAUUUUAACAAGUGACUGCAUGUACCAGCCCAGCCCCCCCCCCCCCCCCAAAAAAAAUUACCAAUUAGUAAACACAGGCAUGGCCUCUUUGUACCGAAAUCCCCCCUUUUCCAAGCUGAAAACUCCUGUCUGUGAACACGUACCAGCCUUUGUUAUACAGUAAGUCGAAUUGAGAAAUGCUGCAACAAUCUCACAUCUACCUGCUUCACGGUUGUUUGAAAGGCAGUAUGUUGAGACAGCAUUGGGUUUUUGUAUUUUUGAGUCUCAGGUUUAUCAUGUGCUGCCUUUGAAAUAUACUUGUUAGCAAAACUGCAUGAGGUGGUCCGUUGGUCUUUAGGGUCAUAUUCACUGGGUGUUUACAUCAUUAGGCUGCACAGGAACCAUUCUUUCAACAGCCCUAGACUGUGGCUUGUGUGUACUGUGUUCGGUAAUUGUAACUAAAGAAGCUGCACACUACAACGGCCCUUCUGUCUUUACUAAAGGCUCACGUAAUUCAUGCCUUUAUUUAGUUAUCACAAUCUGAGAAGUGGUGUUUUGAUGGCAAUACAAAAUCAGUUUCAACUUCACGUUUAGCGUAGUGCUGGUAUUUCUUCCUUUGCAGCACAUUGUGCUUGGGGGUAAAUGAAAGGCUGAACAUACGCCUUCUUUAUCCAAGACACAUGUCACCUUUUAUUUUCCACCUUUCUUUUGGAAGAGGUGUGGGUGUUGCUUUACUGCUCCGAACAUGUCUGGAGGGUGCAUCAAACAGUUUUUUGACUUAUAACUGCCUAAAAUUGUGAGAACUAUGUUAAUCUCUUACUUAAGAUUGUGUGGUUUUUUUUUUUUUAUGUAAAGCAUUUGUUUUGUGAGGAAAAAGCACUGUAAUUAAAGUGACUGGAGACUUUUUUUUUUUUUUUUCUGCAACUGAUUUUCAUUUUCACACUCUAUGCAAUAAAACUGCUGAAUGUUAA